Messenger RNA from Neltuma alba, 537 nucleotides. Its product is annotated as probable 3-hydroxybutyryl-CoA dehydrogenase. Gene Ontology annotation, molecular function: NAD+ binding; oxidoreductase activity, acting on the CH-OH group of donors, NAD or NADP as acceptor. The coding region runs from base 1 to 537 and encodes 178 amino acids. The record is from RefSeq and is a predicted model, not a curated record. The transcript is spliced from 3 exons. Gene Ontology annotation, biological process: fatty acid metabolic process. Lineage: Eukaryota; Viridiplantae; Streptophyta; Magnoliopsida; Fabales; Fabaceae.
AUGAGGCCAUGGAGGAAGGAUGAAUGUGAAAAAUUGUUGUUCACCACUGGAGAGGUGAUAGGGAUGCAUUUUAUGAAUCCGCCUCCUGUCAUGAAGCUGAUUGAGAUUGUGAGAGGCGCAGACACUUCAGAAGACACAUUCAAGGCAACAAAAGCAUUGUCUGAGAGGUUGGGCAAGACAACAAUAACCUCUCAGGAUUAUUCUGGCUUCAUAGUGAAUCGAAUCCUUAUGCCGAUGAUAAACGAAGCAUUCUUUGCUCUUUACACUGGAGUUGCAACUAAAGAGGAUAUUGAUGCAGGAAUGAAGCUGGGAACUAACCAUCCAAUGGGUCCUUUGGAGCUUGCAGACUUCAUUGGAUUGGAUGUUUGCCUGUCAAUAAUGAGAGUUCUUCACGCUGGCCUUGGUGACAAUAAAUACACACCCUGCCCUCUACUAAUUCAGUAUGUUGAUGCUGGCCGACUUGGAAGAAAACGAGGUAUUGGGGUAUAUGACUAUCGUAGGGGGCCCAAGGGGAAGAAAUCAUCUUCUCGACUCUAA